GAAGCUUUGGUGGCAAAACUAGAUGAAUGUAUUGAAAGGUAUCAUUUUAUUUGGGCAGGUGACCAAUUACAAAGCUUUUGUUUAGCUGAUAUGGGCGUCGAUGUUAUACACGAGAAAGGAUUUCAUCAGAUUGAUCUACUCGGUGACUUGUCCGGUUUACUCUCGUCCCACCCAACAGCUCCACUUCUCAGCCUCCACCACUUCGAGAGCGUUGCACCACUUUUCCCAAACAUGAACCGUCCUGGUUCAGUCCUUCACAUCAUGAAAGCGGCCAACGUGGACCAAUCACGGAUGCUACAACAGUCUAUUUGCCACGUUAGAGCUAGUAACUGGACCUUCUCGGUCUCGUGGGGAUACUCAGCUCAUAUCUACGAGAACAUAUUCCCACGAAGCUACUUGAAGCGUCCUAUUGAAACAUUCCGUCCCUGGCUCCGAGGACGGCCUCCGUUUUACAUGUUUAACACGAGACCGGUUUCUAGAGAUCCAUGUGAAGCUCCUCACUGGUUCUUCUUCGAUUCGGUUGAAGAAGAGAAGGAAAGAGUUGUUACUUCCUACACAAGGAAGUUUCCUAGAAACAUGACUUCUUGUUCUUUCUCUGGUAAUAUAUCUGCUGAUCCUCUCGCUUUGAUCAGAGUCUUCUCUCCCAAAACUCCCAAAGAGGAGAGAAAAGUGGAAUGUUGCGACGUGGAAUAUGAUGGUGCAGAUGUUGCAACCAUGAGGCUUAGAGAUUGUAGAUAAAUCAAAGACGUU
Messenger RNA from Brassica oleracea var. oleracea, 750 nucleotides. RefSeq lists its product as uncharacterized. The transcript is spliced from 3 exons. Bases 91 to 738 code for a protein of 215 amino acids. Gene Ontology annotation, molecular function: acetylglucosaminyltransferase activity. The record is from RefSeq and is a predicted model, not a curated record. NCBI's taxonomy places the organism in Eukaryota, Viridiplantae, Streptophyta, Magnoliopsida, Brassicales, Brassicaceae.